This is a messenger RNA of Rotaria sp. Silwood1, 2118 nucleotides long. NCBI's taxonomy places the organism in Eukaryota, Metazoa, Rotifera, Eurotatoria, Philodinida, Philodinidae. The record is from the annotation of a GenBank genome assembly.
AUGGCACAUGAACAUUGUAAUAAAUGUUUUCUAGUUAAUUGUCUUCAUAUAUCUUCUUGUCCAUUAAUUUAUUGUCCUAAUGGAUGUUUUGCUCGUAUGCAUGAAUGUAAACGUCAAGAUCAUGAAUAUAUAUGUUCAAAUGCUUUUAUUUCAUGUUUAAAUGUUAAUUAUGGUUGUCCAUCUAUAAUUCGACGUUCUGAUCUUUCACGACAUUUACGUAUAUGUCCAGCAUCAAUAACAGUUUGUUCAUUUAUGUAUCAUCAUGAAUAUUAUUUAAAUAAUUUAGAAAAUUCUACAAAUAAAAAUCUUAUAGAAAUAAUUGCUUAUCGUGAUAAUAUAUGGCAUGAACAUAUUAUGGCAUUUCAAAAUAAACAACAACAAAUAUAUUCAAAUUUAAGAAAUAAAAAAUUAAAAAAUACUCAAAUUGAACAUAUUAUUCGUAGUGAAAAAUAUCGUUAUAUAACAAUGCCUGAAUGUAUGUUAAGUAGAAGUGAUGGUGUUAUAUGUAGUACAUGUCGAAAACAUCUUAGACAAUUAGAAGAAAAUGAAGAUCAACGUCUAUCAGAACUUAGUGAAGAGGAACGAAAACAAAUGAUUGAUUUUAAUUUAAAUUAUGAUAUUUCUUCUGAUAAAAUAUUAGUACCAUCUCUAGUCAAAAUGUCUUCCACAUUAGUUAAUUCAUCUGAUAUAUCAAAACUUUCAUCUUCAAAUUCUUUGACAACAAAUUCAAUAACAGAAUCAGUUGAAAAUAAUUCAAUGUCUAUUAUAUCUGAUAUGGAAUUACCAACAUCAUUUAUUUAUCGUUUAAAUUAUUUUUCUUCAAAUACACAUUAUAAACCAUUAACAUCAUUUAAUAAAAGACCUGUAUUUUAUUGUCAUGCUUUAUGUCGUCGAGAUGAAAUUGAACAACAUUGGCAUAUACAUUUUCGUAUUGAUUGUAUUCUUAAUUUAUCACUUAUUCAACAAUGUCCAAAAUCUCAAUAUGGUUGUAAAUUUCAAUAUGAACGUCUUGAACCAUGUCAAUUUAAUGGACAAUCAAUUCAAAUACGUUUUGAUCAAAUGAAUGAUGCUAUUGCUUUUGAUUGGUAUCCAAAUAUAAAUGAAGAUUAUAAUAAUGAAUUAGAUUUUUUUCGAUUACCAUCAGAAAUACUUACGAAUAUUCUACUUAAAUUGGAUAGUUUAUCAUUAAGAAAUAUUUCACUUGUUUGUCGUCGUUUACGUGACUUAUGUCAAGAUUUAUUACCUUCACGAGGUAUUGUAGUUACUGAACAUGAACGUAAUAUACUUUCACAUGGAGAUGUUACUUGGAUCGAACGACAAAAACAUUGGUUAUUUACAAAUACUUCAUCUGCAGUUCCAAAAUGGCAAUUAAAAACUCCAAACAAAUCAACAUCAUUAACUCAACAUUUAAUAACAUGUCCAUAUGGUGAAACGAAAGAUCUUCAAAAUGAACCACCAUUUGCUUUAAUCGAAUGGAAUAAAGCAAAUUCAAUAAUGAUUAUGUCACGUUUAUUAUUAAAAAGAAUAUCUCGAUCUGAAUCUAGUCGAUUUUUAUCAUCAUUAACUUCAUUUGAAGUUAAACCAGAACAAAAAACUCAAGAACUUUUUGAUAAAAUUAUACGUGUUGAUCAUGCUGGAGAAUUAGCUGCUGAUAGAAUUUAUGCUGGUCAAAUGGCAAUUUUAGGUCGUACAGAUGUUGGACCAACAAUUCAACAUAUGUGGGAUGAAGAAAAAGCACAUUUGGCAAAAUUUAAUGAAUUAAUACCUAAAUAUAAAGCUCGACCAUCAGUAUUAUUACCAUUAUGGAAUGUUGCUGGUUAUGCAUUAGGUGCUGGAACAGCUUUACUAGGUAAAGAAGCAGCUAUGGCAUGUACAGUAGCUGUAGAAGCUGUUAUUAGUGAACAUUAUAACGAUCAAUUACGUGAUUUAAUGGAACAUGCCGAUCAUACCAAAGAUAAAGAAUUAAUGGAAACAAUUAAAAAAUUUCGUGAUGAUGAAACUCAACAUCUUGAUACAGGUUUAGCUAAUAAAGCUGAACAAGCACCUUUCUAUCAAGGUUUAACAAGUGUUAUUAAAAUGGGUUGUCGUUUCGGUAUCUAUAUAGCCGAACGUAUUUAG